AUGGUCCAAUUCUCCGAGGAGACCAAGGAGCGCGUUUCGAAGGUGAUCGAUAUCUCCCGGGUUGCGAUCCACUACGGUUACUUGCCUCUCAUUGUCUACCUUGGCUACUCCUACAGCGAGCCUAAGCCCUCUUUGUUCAGGCUGUUCUCGCCUCUGGCAUAA
Molecule: messenger RNA, 162 nt
Organism: Penicillium canariense
Lineage: Eukaryota; Fungi; Ascomycota; Eurotiomycetes; Eurotiales; Aspergillaceae
Product: mitochondrial import receptor subunit TOM7
Exons: 5
Coding region: 1-162 (53 amino acids)
Biological process (GO): protein insertion into mitochondrial outer membrane; protein import into mitochondrial matrix
Cellular component (GO): mitochondrial outer membrane; mitochondrial outer membrane translocase complex
Source: RefSeq, a predicted model, not a curated record